AUGCUCCCAUUCGACCAGGCGUCUCAAGUAGCCUCUGCUGAGGAAGCCCUACUCAUUGCCUUCUCGUCAGCCGCGACUUGCACCCCUAAUUCCAAGCACCUCACACGUCUUCUUCAGCUUGUUUCCCGAAUAGCAUGCGUGCACGGCGAUGAGCUGACUACAACCUGUCUUUCGAGCGAUGCGGUUCAACUGUUUGUCGCACAACUCGCAAAUAAGAAGCAUGCCUGUUUCCCUACCGCGUCUGAGCUGAUGUCUGAAGUACUUCAAAAGGUCACUGAAUUCUCGUCCGACCAGGAUGAACAUAGUGCAAAUCCACAGAGUCAUGAACCCAUGGAAACGGAUCAGGAGGACGCCUGUAGCUCCCCUGCUUCUCCGAGAAUCUUAUUCCGUUGUUUGAUUAAACCACCACAUCCGGUCGAUUUCAUCGUUCAUCAUUCUGUCUCCAAACCUUGUCAGUUUUUGUUGCAAAGAGCUCCCAAAAUGCUGGAUUCCGUGGACCUAAUGAGAUAUGCCCAGCAGCUUAUGCUGCUCUUCACCGAACCGAAGAUACCGCACCCAACUGCUUUCACAAAAAAAAGAGAAGAGCCAGAAACCGUUCCAAUUCACAAUAUCGAUACUAUUCGAGUUUUCGUAGCCAAUAACCUGCAAAUCCUACUACAUGCCAGUGUUCAUCAUUCGGACGAGUUGUUCACAAGCCUUACCAAACCGGUGCUUGAAUUUCUUGUCACCACUGGUUUGGACUCCUUGUCCUCCCCAGAUUCAGCUCCACUACUCGGAACCAAAGUUAUCUCACGCAAGGUUUCUACAGCCUGUUGGGUUGCUUUGUUCCGUUUCGUGAACAAUUUACUUCCCCGUUCGGCCCACGCGGAUAGCAAAUUGCAAACGACGCAGUGUGGCUUAUCUCGUGUACUGCUUUGUUUGUUACAAACAGUCUGUAAGAAACUAGGUGCACUUCAAGCCGAUGUAGAUGACUUGAUUUUCAAUAACAUUGUACCACAAUUACGUCAUUCAGCUAAUCUUUUGAAGAACAUGGAGUCCAAGGACACACUGGGAACUUGUAUGGUGCAGCUGUAUGCAAUCGCUUGCUUGUUCGCCCUAUCUCAACCUCCAGAAGGUAAGCGUUAUUUUCUCUCCUGA
This is a messenger RNA of Echinostoma caproni, 1137 nucleotides long. NCBI's taxonomy places the organism in Eukaryota, Metazoa, Platyhelminthes, Trematoda, Plagiorchiida, Echinostomatidae. The record is from the annotation of a GenBank genome assembly.